UUUCCAUUCAUGAUUAUAUACAUUAUUCCAUUAAAAGAGUUGUUUGUUCUCUCUGUGUAUAGAGAAUAUAUAUAUAUUCUUAGAUAGAAAGAAUUUGAAGAAGAGAGAGAGAGAGAGAGGAACAAAAAGAAUGGGAAGGCAGCCAUGUUGUGAGAAGGUAGGGUUGAAGAAAGGGCCAUGGACAAGUGAAGAAGACAAGAAGCUAAUAAACUUCAUUUUAACAAAUGGGCAGUGUUGUUGGAGGGCUGUCCCCAAACUUGCUGGUCUACUGAGAUGUGGCAAAAGUUGUAGACUUAGAUGGACUAAUUACCUUAGGCCUGACCUUAAAAGAGGCCUUCUCUCUGAUUUUGAGGAGAACUUGGUCAUUGAUCUCCAUGCUCAACUUGGAAACAGAUGGUCAAAGAUUGCUUCACAUCUUCCUGGUAGAACUGACAACGAGAUCAAAAAUCAUUGGAACACUCACAUAAAAAAGAAACUAAGAAAAAUGGGCAUUGACCCUCAAACUCAUAAACCUAUAUCUAUCUCAACUGAUUCACUCCAACCCAACCUUCAUUCCUCUCUCGAAACGGAAACGUCGCCAAACUUACCGAUUAACGUCACUGAAACCAAGGAGCUGGAACAAGCAAUGACCUCAGUAACUAACGUCAAGCCUGAAACCCUUUCAAAUCCAUGUGUUUCUUCUUCAUCAUCUUCUUCAUCUUCGUCUUCAUCAUCUUCGAACUCGAAUCCAAUCAGAUUUGAAGAUCUUGAGUUCCCAGAUUUCGAGUGGCUAUCUAGCAAUGAUAUGACUAAUAAUGAUAAUGGUAUCGAAUUUUGGGAAGAUGAUUAUUUUAGUAGUUGGGAUUUCUUGGUUGGUCAUGAGGAUGGUGAAGUGCCAAUAUUCCAAGAAUCUUGGCCUUGUGGAUUAAUUUGAUUCAGACAGAAAUAUUCUUGUCAAAAUGUUGUGUUGUGUUUUUUUUUUUUUCCUCGUAAAAUGUUUGGUUACAGAGUGAGAAUAAAAUAUGGAAAAAAGAAGAAAGGAAAAAAAAUGAUGUGAUUUUGAGAGGACUUCCAAUUAAUUUUGACUUAUUCAAAUUUGUUAUCAUAAAAAAAGGGGUUUUUUAUGA
Messenger RNA from Benincasa hispida (wax gourd), 1106 nucleotides. RefSeq names its product myb domain protein 20 (gene MYB20). NCBI's taxonomy places the organism in Eukaryota, Viridiplantae, Streptophyta, Magnoliopsida, Cucurbitales, Cucurbitaceae. The record is from RefSeq and is a predicted model, not a curated record.